AUGCAACACUGUGGCACAACCAUCGCCGCCGCCGCCAUUCUUCAAGAUCUGAAGCUCUGCUUCGACUGCGCCGCGGGGGUUCGCGUGGGGCCCGUAAACGACCGCAGGGAAAUCCUUGUUUGCAUUCUUGCGCAGAUAAACGAGCCUAGUAUUGAAAUUGAAUCGCUCGACGGGAAAGGAGAAGCGGAAAUUGGUGAGUUUCUGUAUUCGAGUUUGAAGGGGCGGAGAUAUUUGAUCGUGAUAGAUGAUGUGCGCGAUGUGGGGAUCUGGAACUUUCUAGAAAGUUCGUUUCCAGUGGAAGAUAAUGGAAGCGCUGUGCUGUUCACUACGAGGAGGCAGGAAGAGAAGCUGCUUCGGAUUCGAAACAAAUACAUUUCUUACAACAUGGCCUGCCGCGAUCAAGACACAUGGUGGUAUAUGUUUCGUGCUGGCUUGUUUGGUUCCGAGGGCUGCCCUGCUCAACUCGAGGAAGCUGGUAAGAAGAUUCUUCACAAUUGCAGGAGUCUUGGUAUCGUCGUAUUGAAGGUUCUUCUCCACCUAAUGAAGGCGGAGAAGACGGCGCAGUACUGGAACCAACUAGCAUCGGACCAACAAAAUCCCAUUUUCACGGUUGAUGAUGAAUUAUCCCAGAUGUGUAAAAUCCAAGAAGAUCUAUCGAGUGAGAGUUACUCAUUUCUUGAUGAAGAGGAAAAAGGUCUACUUCUUGAGUUUGUUGACUUCUCUAAACAUAUAGAAGAUAUAAAGAAGGAGAUUUUGCCCCAAAUGUUCUUCCCUAAAAUGUUGACUAUUUCCUUCCUUGGGAUGGCGGGUAUUGGUAAGACCACGCUCGUUAAGGAAAUCUUUGAAGAUCCGAUGAUCCGGUGCUGCUACUACCACCACUUGUGGUUAACAUUAGGCCCUGAAUAUGUAUUCGAAGAAAUCAUGGUGGAUAUUCUUUCUCAAGUAUGUCCGGACAUUGAUAAAGAUGGAAUAAAACAAGAUGAGGAUUUAGCAAAGAGAUUGUGUGAAGAGGUAUUGGAUAAGAAAUGUCUGAUUGUUUUGGAUGAUGUGUGGAGCAUAAAGCCAUUGGAAUACAUGAAAAGGUUAUUCCCCAAUAUCAAGGGUGCAGCCUUGGUAACAACUAGGCUAGCAAAAGUAGCACAUAGUGGAGUAGAUGAUCCUGUUUGUAAAAUGCAGUUGUUAGAUAAAGAAGAGAGCUGGGAUCUUUUCUGUGAGGAGGUAUUCGGAGAAAUGAUAUGCCCCAUUCGACUUGAGAAAGCCGGGAAAAAGAUUGUGGAGAAUUGUGAAGGUCUUCCUCUUAUGAUUGUCAUGGUUGCUAGCCUCCUCUCUCGUGUUGAGCAAACCACUGCAGUUUGGAACGAUGCAGGGCAGAAAAAUUCUCAGAUUUUUAUGGAUGCAUAUUAUCAAAUCUCAAAGGUAUUAGUUUCAAGCUAUAAGCAAUUGCCUCAAUACUUGAAAGUGUGCUUUCUCUAUAUUGGGAUUUUCCCUCAGAAUAAGGAGAUCCCAACCUCCAAGCUCAUCAUAUUCUGGAUUGCUGAGGGAUUUCUCGAACCAAAUUCAGGCAAAACCAUGCAAGAUUAUGCUGUAGAAUGCUUGUUAGAGCUUGAAAGCCGAAGCCUAGUCAUGGUUAGCCAGCAGAGUUCUAGUUUCAAGAUUAAGGCCUGCAGCCUGCAUUGUGUUUUCUGGCAUUUAUCCAAUAAUUUAGCAACGCAGAGCAAUUUUUUUCAAGCCUUUAGCACUCUUGCUGAUCGCAGAGUAGGGAAUGUGGAGAUGCAGCGGAGAUUAUGCAUUCGAAAUAGCACUUUAUUUGGCAUCGAAGAUGUGCACGACUUGAUUGCAUCCAUUUCAGCUACGCGUUCUCUGAUAUGUGCUUCUCCAUCUCUUCAGUAUCCGGUGCCAGUUUGUUUCGGGUUGAGGCUGCUAAGGUUGAUGGAUGCUCUUGCAAUUCGUCUCUACGAGUUUCCCACUGAAGUAGUGGAUUCAUAUUUCUUGAGAUACCUUGCUCUUACAUACAAUGGGAGCAUCCCUCCUUGUAUUUCCAAACUGUGGAACCUUCAGUUUAUUAUUAUAAGUCGGCCUCUCAGCAUCGUAUCAUCUUCAGAUUCGUCGUAUCUACCAAUGGAGAUAUGGGAUAUGGAGAAACUGAAGCAUCUUCAGAUUGCAGGGAGCAACCUACCAGACCCUAAUGGUAGUGUUGCAUUACGGAAACUGUCAACUCUCAUAGGCGUGGGCUCUCGUAGUUGUACCAAAAAAGUGCUUAGGAGAGUCUCGGGUUUGAAGAGAUUAGGGAUUUGCAUUGAGCUCGAGCCUGAUGAGAAUGAUGAUCCCUAUCGUUGCUUGAACAAUAUAUCCCGUCUCCGGAGACUAGAAUCACUUAAAUGCGUGGUUGUGAAUCCUGACUUUAUGCCAGAGCGGGUGUCUCCACCCGCUCCUCGUUCAAUGUUCCCAUGGGGUCUUAAAAAGUUGAGCUUGAGCGGGCUCGGGUACCCAUGGGAAUAUAUGAAGAUAAUUAGCAAGUUGGAAAAUCUCGAAGUGCUCAAAUUGCGAUGCUACGCCUUUCAAGGACCGGAGUGGGAGUUGCAUGACGAUGAUUUGUAUGCACUUCGGUUUCUUUUAAUUGAAGACACUGAUUUGGUUCGUUGGAAAUUCUCGGCUACGUGUUUCAUAAACCUCAAGCGUCUGUGCAUCAAGCACUGCUACCAAUUGGAAGAGAUCCCGCCUGAGCUGUGUACAAGUGUGGAAACAAUUCAAGUUGUUGAUUGCAACCCUAUGGUUCAAAAUUGGGCAAAGGAUUUGGAGAUGAGAGCAUAUGAUAUCAUUUCUUCAUGGGAUCAUGCAACAAAAUCUUGAAAGAUGAAAAUCAG
Salvia splendens (bonfire salvia) is the source of this 2864-nucleotide messenger RNA. RefSeq names its product putative late blight resistance protein homolog R1B-16. The coding region runs from base 1 to 2850 and encodes 949 amino acids. The record is from RefSeq and is a predicted model, not a curated record. Gene Ontology annotation, biological process: defense response to other organism. Gene Ontology annotation, molecular function: ADP binding. Lineage: Eukaryota; Viridiplantae; Streptophyta; Magnoliopsida; Lamiales; Lamiaceae. The transcript is spliced from 3 exons.